Molecule: messenger RNA, 477 nt
Organism: Paramecium primaurelia
Lineage: Eukaryota; Ciliophora; Oligohymenophorea; Peniculida; Parameciidae
Source: the annotation of a GenBank genome assembly
AUGAAUGAUUUUAUUUAACGAAUAGAGAGAGAAAUCAUUAAAUUUAAUGACAUCUAAUCUGUUCUAAUGAGGUUGGUAUAGUCUAAAUUCAUGAUCUAAAUUAAGUCUCUCUUUGAAUCAAUCUUUUAAACUGAACGAUCACAUAUUAUGACUGUAUUAAACAAAUAGCAAAAAGACAAAAUAGUUGAUUCUUAUGUACUUAAUUUAAAUAUACUCAAAUAAAAUCUGAAAGUCAUUACAAAUGUAGUUAUAGAUGAGAUUUAUUCAGAUUUUAAAAGUUAAGUUACUGAUCUAAAAUAAUCUUCUGUAGGAGUAACUAACAAUAAUAAUACACAAUUAAUUACUAUAUUUGAAUAAUCAGAUGAAAAAGAUUAAAAAUAAUUGAGUCAGAGAUGUUAUACUGAGACCAAUAUCAAAAAAUAAUUCUAGCAUAUGCCAUUAAGUAAAUUAACACUAAAAUGUUUAUUGAAAAAGUGA